AUUCUUCAUAUAUUUCGUAUCUUGCAUUUGCAUUUUCACACCUUUCUCCUUUUCUUGAUCUUAAUUUCUACUUCUACAUAAAGAACCCUUUGCUAAAAUUUUAAGUCCCUUGUAUUUCCUCACCUUUAUACCAUAUCAGAAAUCGAAAAAAAUUUAAAAAAACCUCAACUAUAUGGCAAUCAAGAUUAGGCCAUUGGCAAUAUUUGUCAUAUUUUUCUGUUCAAUUUUCUUGACUGCAACAUCUAAAAGUUCCAAGAAAACUAUUGCAUGGUGGUGCAACGAACAGACACCACAUCCUGAAACAUGCAAGCACUUCAUCAGCCACAGGCACCAACAUUAUUCUCUCAAACAUAGGACAGAGUUUAGAAAAAUAGCUGUCCGAUUAGCCCUAGAAAGAGCCGUUACAGCACAAAAAAAGGUUUCUAAAUUAAAACCCAAUUGCCAUAAUAACCACCAAAAAGCCGUAUGGAUCGACUGUAACAAACUCCAUUCCGAUACCAUUACUCAACUAAAUCGCACUCUUCAUUGCGUAUCAGCCAAGAAAUUGAAACCGUGCUCGAAUUUCGACGUUCAGACAUGGCUAAGCACUGCCCUAACAAACAUUCAAACAUGCCGAACAGGUUCUUUAGACCUUAAAGUGUCGAAAUUCAUCACUCCAAUUCUGUCGAGUAAUUUAACUGAGCUUAUAAGCAACAGUUUAGCUGUUAAUGGAGUUCUACUGACGGUUAAAGAUAAGAACAACACAGAAGUGUUCCCGAGGUGGUUUUUAAAGAGGGAAAGGAAGCUAUUACAAUCGUCAUCGUUAGCCGGAAAUGCAAAUUUGGUGGUGGCGCAAGACGGGUCGGGUCAUUUCAGGACAGUUCAGGCGGCGAUUGAUGUUGCGGCGAAGAGGAGAUAUAUGACUAGGUUUAUAAUACAUGUGAAAAAAGGUGUUUAUAAAGAGAAUAUUGAGGUUGGAAUCAAUAAUAAUUAUGUUUGGUUGGUCGGCGAUGGGAUGAGAAAUACGAUAAUUACAAGUGGCAGAAGCGUUGGCGGUGGUUAUACAACUUACAGUUCUGCAACUGCUGGCAUAGAUGGUCUACGCUUUGUUGCUCGAGACAUUUCCUUCAUAAAUUCCGCCGGUCCCCUAAGAGGUCAAGCAGUUGCACUCCGAUCAGCCUCCGAUCUCUCAGUGUUCUACCGCUGCUCCAUCCAAGGCUACCAAGACACUCUUUUUGUCCACUCACAGCGUCAAUUCUACAAGCAAUGUUACAUUUACGGCACCAUAGACUUCAUUUUCGGAAACGCCGCCGUUGUACUCCAAAACUGCAUAAUUUACGUAAGACGUCCCUUAAAAGGUCAAGCAAACAUGAUCACAGCACAAGGCAGAAACGACCCCUUCCAAAAUACAGGCAUUUCAAUCCACAACUCAAGAAUUUUAGCCGCACCUGAAUUGAAGCCGGUGGCGCGUGCAUUUCAAACGUAUUUAGGAAGGCCGUGGAUGCAGUACUCUAGAACAGUAGUUUUAGGGAGUUUUAUUGAUAGUUUAGUUCAUCCAGCUGGUUGGUCACAGUGGCAAGGUAGUAAUUUUGCUCUUGACACGUUGUAUUAUGGGGAGUACAAGAAUUUCGGACCGGGGUCUUCGACGAGACAGAGGGUUAAAUGGAAGGGUUAUCAUGUUAUAACUAGCAGCAGUGUUGCCUCAACUUUUACUGUUGGCCGUCUUAUUGCCGGCCAGUCAUGGUUGCCGGCUACUGGAGUUCCGUUCACCGCUGGCCUUUGAUUAUAAUACCUGAUUUAUUUGAGUUUUUAUCUAUCGUGUAAUUAUUCUUUUUUUAUUAACAGUGCUUUUAUUUGUUUAUUCAUUAA
Molecule: messenger RNA, 1848 nt
Organism: Mercurialis annua (annual mercury)
Lineage: Eukaryota; Viridiplantae; Streptophyta; Magnoliopsida; Malpighiales; Euphorbiaceae
Product: probable pectinesterase/pectinesterase inhibitor 33
Exons: 2
Coding region: 173-1762 (529 amino acids)
Biological process (GO): cell wall modification
Molecular function (GO): pectinesterase inhibitor activity; pectinesterase activity
Source: RefSeq, a predicted model, not a curated record